Messenger RNA from Racocetra persica, 263 nucleotides. Lineage: Eukaryota; Fungi; Glomeromycota; Glomeromycetes; Diversisporales; Gigasporaceae. The record is from the annotation of a GenBank genome assembly.
UACUCAAAUACAGUCUAAUAUAUUCUACUAUGAAGUGACUGACUCUGGUAAUAAUUUAUCUAGUAUAAAUAAUGUGAAAGCAAAGUCUCAUAAUUCAAAGAAUCACCUAAUAGCUUGUUCUGCAAUAAAUCACUCUGGUGUAAGUCUAUCUCUGAUUGAAGUUUUAUCAGAUAUAUCAGCAGAGAUAAGACAACCAAAGAUGAGUCAAAGACUCAAAGCUUCACUUCUUCAAUGUUCUACUUUCCCACAUGCAGUAAAAAAAA